Messenger RNA from Fusarium subglutinans, 1065 nucleotides. RefSeq lists its product as uncharacterized. Lineage: Eukaryota; Fungi; Ascomycota; Sordariomycetes; Hypocreales; Nectriaceae. The coding region runs from base 1 to 1065 and encodes 354 amino acids. The record is from RefSeq and is a predicted model, not a curated record. The transcript has a single exon.
AUGCUUACCGUCAAGCAGCCACCAACUUACGGCUACAAGUCCGUCCAUGAUCUCCCGACUCCGCCUUCAACCUCUCGACCUUCUCCCCCCUUGAUAUAUCGAGAACCAGCAAGCAAUUCUCUGCCUGUCGCCUAUCGGGGACACAGUCCACCAUCACAGCCCAUGUCGGCUCCUCAUCGUGGCCUGCCUCCGCCGGCGGCCAUGACUCUUCCUCCCCAGCAACCCUCAGCGGCUGGUGCUCCUCCAUCUACACAUCUUCCACCUCAUCCGCCUCAUCCGCCUCCGCCACAGCCAUCUUUGGGCCCUCCUGGUCACCAGCAGAGAGAUUCAUGGGGCCAACUACCUGCUCCACCUCAGCAAUGGCAAGGAGCAGAGGAAUCCAUGAGACACUGGCUACAGGCGAGGGCGGAAGAGGACAAGAGAAAGCAGGAGGAAGAGCGGACGAGACAGGAGAGUUUGCGUCUAGAGCAGCGCAAACUUGAAAUGGAUAUGCUUCGGACGUCGCUUCAGGCAGGUAUACCUCCUCCCAUGGUUCCUUUGGUGUUUGCAGGCAUGGGUAGCGGAGGAGUCCCGCCACAAGCUGCCCUGGAAUGGGCUCAGCAGUUCAUGCCUCCUGGACAAGCUCCUCCCCGUGCCCAGAUUAUGCCCGCGCAGUGGCCUGUGUCGCCUGAACACCAGCGAGAACCUCAAACACUGUCGCAUACCCACGCACAGCACCCGGGCAUUCCAUCUGCAUCAACACCAGCAGCUGGAUAUGUGUAUCCACCAUCACCAUCGAGGCCUCGAGGCCAGACAGUGAGUGGUGCUAUAGGGCGACCCAUGGGUAUAUCGACAUUACCGAGCAUCAACACCACCGUACCACAUCCCGCACACGCUCCUCCUCCCAUGCACUCACAUCAGCAUCCGCAUAUGCAGCAACAACAACAGCAGCAAGAACCCCAGUCGAGUCCUUCGAUAUACUUUCACCACUGGCAGCCACCAACAUCGCAAGCUAGCGGAAGCUCAAACCGACCCGGAAGUCCUUCUGGUUCGUCCAAGACCAAGAGAAAGAGAGACUCUCUGUGA